GAAUUGUACAUCCCAGCAGGCGGAGAGGAGCCCCCACCUCAUCGUCAUAGACUCGCAGGCCUCAGCUCCUUCCUCCUCCCUCACACCCUGCACCCCCCACAACAUCACUGCAGAGGCUGCCUGACCCCGGCCGUGCUGACUGAGGAGCCCUGAACACGGAGGACCUUCCCCCCUCAGGACACGGCGUGGUUUUAUAAGCUCCAGCUCACCAGCAUAAAUUAAGGAAUUAUGUCUCAGAUAAUACAAGCCAAUGGAGCUCAGCCACUCAGCAAAACAUGGGAGCUGAGUUUAUAUGAACUGCAGAGAACACCACAGGAAGCAAUUACAGAUGGGCUAGAAAUUGUAGUAUCACCUAGAAGCUUGCACAGUGAACUUAUGUGUCCAAUUUGCCUUGACAUGCUGAAGAACACAAUGACAACUAAAGAAUGUCUGCACAGGUUUUGUGCUGACUGCAUAAUAACUGCUCUCAGAAGUGGAAAUAAAGAAUGUCCAACAUGCCGUAAAAAAUUGGUCUCCAAAAGAUCAUUGCGCCCAGAUCCAAACUUUGAUGCCCUCAUCAGUAAGAUCUACCCAAGCCGAGAUGAAUAUGAAGCUCAUCAGGAAAGAGUACUGGCCCGGAUCAGCAAACAUAACAAUCAACAAGCACUGAGCCACAGUAUUGAAGAAGGUCUUAAGAUACAAGCAAUGAACAGAUUACAAAGGGGGAAGAAGCAACAAGUGGAAAAUGGAAGUGGAGCUGAAGAUAAUGCAGACAGUUCCCACUGCAGUAAUGCUUCUGUACACAGCAAUCAAGAAGCUGGGCCCAGCAAUAAGAGGACAAAAACAUCUGAUGAUUCUGGUUUGGAGCUGGAUGCAAAUAAUGAGACUGUAACACUGGAUCCUGUGUUGGAUGGAUCCAAUGAGAUAGAGCUGGUCUUUAGGCCUCACCCAACACUAAUGGAGAAAGAUGAUAAUGCUCAGACACGGUUCAUAAAGACUUCUGGAAAUGCUACAGUUGAUCACUUAUCUAAAUACCUUGCUGUGAGAUUGGCUCUUGAAGAAUUUCGGAAUAAAGGAGAGACCGACCAGAUGAGUCUGAAUGCUGCCAGUGAAAAGCAGUAUACUAUAUACAUUGCUACAGCCAAUGGACAAUUUACAGUUUUAAAUGGCUCCUUUUCCUUGGAACUGGUCAGUGAAAAGUACUGGAAGGUAAAUAAACCCAUGGAACUCUACUAUGCACCUACUAAGGAGCACAAAUAAUUUGGGACUUCUCUUUUCAAAAGGAUUUUUUUUUCUUAUCCUAAAGACAAACUAUGUACACUUCAUACUCAAGUGGCAUCUCCAAUAUUUCCUAAAGAAUAUGUGUGAAUUUAUUCACAAAAACAUGUUGAUGGUGUUUUUGAAGACAGCCCUGUACAGCUUUUUGGAAUUAAGGGAUCUGUGUAAUCCUGGAAGUUGAGAACUAUGGUUUUACGUAUUAUGGAUAUUCUUAUUUAUUUAUUUUUUUUGUCUUAAUUGGGGUCUGUGGAUUUGUUCAGAAACAAAUGUAGCACCAAACAAGUUGAAAAUUAUCGGUAUGUAAAGCUAGUGGUAUCAUAAU
Rana temporaria (common frog) is the source of this 1579-nucleotide messenger RNA. It is a transcript of the gene RNF2, whose product is annotated as ring finger protein 2. Gene Ontology annotation, molecular function: ubiquitin protein ligase activity; chromatin binding. Bases 229 to 1239 code for a protein of 336 amino acids. The record is from RefSeq and is a predicted model, not a curated record. The transcript has 8 exons. Gene Ontology annotation, cellular component: ubiquitin ligase complex; PcG protein complex. Lineage: Eukaryota; Metazoa; Chordata; Amphibia; Anura; Ranidae.